UUACUCCUGUUCUGCAGUCUGGAUGUGUGGUAUUACUUGCGGGUAGUGGUUGUGCUGGUCAGGGCCUGGUUCCUCUCACCUGUAUUUGACAUCACAGCAGAGCAGACUGCUAGCGGACGAGUGGUUCUCCAUGACGUUGACCUUUGCCACAUGAACAAUGCACGCUACCUACGCGAGUGUGACUUUGCCCGUUUCUCUUUGUACACUCGCAAUGGGGUAUUCAAGGCUUUAAGAGCUCUAGGGGCCACCAUGGUCGUUGGGGCAUCUACCAUCCGCUAUAGACGGCCGCUGUGUGUCGGUGAGGCGUUUGAGAUUCGCAGUCGAAUCAUUACCUGGGAUGAGAAGUCGUUUUACCUGGAGCAGCGGUUUGUGUCUCGUAAAGAUGGGAUGGUGUCGGCUGUUAUGUUCUGCAAACAGAAUGUUCUGCGCAGCAGUCCGGACAAGAUCCUGCAAUACCUGUGCAAGAGAAAGGUGAGCAGCUUUUAA
This is a messenger RNA of Sinocyclocheilus grahami, 486 nucleotides long. RefSeq names its product protein THEM6-like. The annotation marks the transcript as partial. The record is from RefSeq and is a predicted model, not a curated record. NCBI's taxonomy places the organism in Eukaryota, Metazoa, Chordata, Actinopteri, Cypriniformes, Cyprinidae. The transcript has 2 exons.